Pteropus alecto (black flying fox) is the source of this 5274-nucleotide messenger RNA. It is a transcript of the gene ITGA4, whose product is annotated as integrin subunit alpha 4. Gene Ontology annotation, biological process: integrin-mediated signaling pathway; cell-matrix adhesion; cell-cell adhesion. The transcript has 28 exons. Gene Ontology annotation, molecular function: integrin binding. The record is from RefSeq and is a predicted model, not a curated record. Bases 256 to 3357 code for a protein of 1033 amino acids. Gene Ontology annotation, cellular component: integrin complex; external side of plasma membrane. Lineage: Eukaryota; Metazoa; Chordata; Mammalia; Chiroptera; Pteropodidae.
GGGGUCCCUAGGGCGCGUCUACAUCCCGAGCCGCCCCCAUUGCUCCGCCCGCAGCGUCCGACUUCCCCUCCCUCCUUCUGUCAGUCCCUCCCUCCCUUCCCCCCUUCCUUCCCGCUUCCCUCCUGCCCACUGGUGCCGAACACGCCGAGCGUCCUCUCUUGGGACGCUUUUCCCCUUGGCUGGUCGUCCCUUGUCUCAUCCCGCACAACUUCGGGACAGUGCCGUUUGGUGUUGAAUGUUCCCCUCCGAGAACACAUGGCUGGGGAAGCGAGGAGCCGGCCGGGCCCCCGAAGGGCCGCCGUCCGGGAGGCGGUGAUGCUGCUGCUGUGCCUGGGGGUCCCGAGCGGGCGCCCUUACAACGUGGACACCGAGAGCGCGCUGCUCUACCAGGGCUCCCCCAACACCCUGUUUGGCUACUCGGUAGUGCUGCACAGCCACGGGGAGAACCGAUGGCUCAUAGUGGGGGCGCCCACGGCCAACUGGCUCGCCAAUUCUUCUGUGGUCAAUCCCGGGGCGAUUUACCGAUGCAUAAUCGGAAAGAAUCCAAAUCGGACAUGCGAACAGCUCCAGCUGGGUAGCCCUGGUGGAGAACCUUGUGGAAAGACUUGUUUGGAAGAAAGAGACAAUCAAUGGUUGGGAGUCACACUUUCCAGACAGCCAGGAAAAAAUGGAUCCAUAUUGACUUGUGGGCAUAGGUGGAAAAAUAUAUUUUAUAUAAAGAAUGAAAAUAAACUUCCUACUGGUGUUUGCUAUGGAGUACCCUCUGAUUUAAGAACAAAACUGAGCAUAAGAAUAGCUCCAUGUUAUCAAGAUUAUGUGAGGAAAUUUGGAGAAAAUUUUGCAUCAUGUCAAGCUGGAAUAUCUAGUUUUUAUACAGAGGAUUUAAUUGUGAUGGGUGCCCCAGGAUCGUCUUAUUGGACUGGCUCUCUUUUUGUCUACAAUAUAACUACAAAUAAAUACAAGGCUUUUUUAGACAAAGAUAAUCAAGUAAAAUUUGGAAGUUACUUAGGAUACUCGGUUGGGGCCGGUCAUUUUCGCAACAGGCAUACUACCGAAGUAGUUGGAGGAGCCCCUCAACAUGAGCAGAUCGGUAAAGCAUACAUAUUCAGCAUUGAUGCAAAAGAACUAAGUAUCUUACAUGAAAUGAAAGGUAAAAAGCUUGGCUCUUAUUUUGGAGCUUCUGUCUGUGCUGUGGACCUCAAUGCAGAUGGCUUCUCAGACCUGCUCGUGGGAGCUCCCAUGCAGAGUAUCAUCAGGGAGGAAGGAAGAGUGUUCGUGUACAUCAAUUCUGGCUCGGGAACAGUAAUGAAUGAGAUGGAAACAGAGCUCAUUGGAAGUGACAAAUAUGCUGCAAGAUUUGGAGAAUCUAUAGUUAAUCUUGGCGACAUUGAUAAUGAUGGCUUUGAAGAUGUUGCUAUUGGAGCUCCACAAGAAGAUGACUUGCGAGGAGCUAUUUAUAUUUACAACGGCCGAGCAGAUGGGAUCUCAUCAGCCUUCUCACAGAGAAUUGAAGGACUUCAAAUCAGCAAAUCAUUAAGUAUGUUUGGACAGUCUAUAUCUGGGCAAAUUGAUGCAGAUAAUAAUGGAUAUGUAGAUGUAGCAGUUGGUGCUUUUCGGUCUGAUUCUGUUGUGUUGCUAAGGACAAGACCUGUAGUAGUUGUCGAAGCUUCUUUAAACCAUCCUGAAUCAGUAAAUAGAACGAAUUUUGACUGUAUUGAAAACGGAUUGCCUUCUGUGUGCAUGGAUUUAACACUCUGUUUCUCAUACAAGGGCAAAAAGGUUCCAGGCUAUAUUGUUUUGUUUUAUAACAUGAGUCUGGAUGUGAACAGAAAGGCAGAGACUCCAUCGAGAUUUUACUUUUCUUCUAAUGGAACUUCUGAUGUGAUUACAGGAAGCAUGAAAGUAUCAAGCGCAGUUGCUAACUGUAGAACACAUCAAGCGUUUAUGCGGAAAGAUGUGCGAGACAUCCUCACACCGAUUCAGAUUGAAGCUGCUUACCACCUUGGGCAUCAUGUCAUCAGUAAACGAAGUACAGAGGAAUUCCCACCACUUCAGCCAAUUCUUCAGCAGAAGAACAAAAAAGACAUAAUUCAAAAAACAAUCAACUUUGCAAGGUUUUGUGCCCAUGAAAAUUGUUCUGCUGACUUACAGAUUUCUGCAAAAUUUGAAUUUUUGAGGCCACAUGAAAAUAAAACCUAUCUUGCUGUUGGAAGUGCGAAGACAUUAAUGUUGAACGUGUCCUUGUUUAAUGCUGGAGAUGACGCAUAUGAAACAACUCUGCAUAUCAAACUACCCACUGGUCUUUACUUCAUUAAGAUUUUAGAUCUGGAAGAGAAGCAAAUAAAUUGUGAAGUAACAGACAGCUCUGGCAUAGUAAAACUUGACUGCAGUGUUGGCUAUAUAUAUGUAGAUCAUCUCUCAAGGAUAGAUGUUAGCUUUCUCCUGGAUGCGAGCUCACUCAGCAGAGCAGAAGAGGAUCUCAACAUCACAGUGCAUGCCGCCUGUGAAAACGAAGGGGUCACAGACAAUCUGAAGCGUAACAAAGUGACUGUAGUGGUACCCCUGAAGUAUGAAGUCAUGCUAGCUGUUCACGGGUUUGUAAACCCAACUUCAUUUGUGUAUGGACCAGAGGAGGACAGUGAGCCUGAAACAUGCAUGGCAGAGAAAAUGAACUUCACUUUCCACGUUAUCAAUACCGGCCAUAGCGUGGCUCCAAAUGUUAGUGUGGAGAUAAUGGUACCGAAUUCUUUUAUCCCCCAAACCGAUAAGUUGUUCAAUAUUUUGGAUGUCCAGACUACUACUGGAGAAUGCCAUUUUAAAAAUUACGAAAGAAAGUGUUCAUCAGAGCAGCAGAAAAGUGCAAUGGACACCUUGAAAGACAUCUUCAGAGUCUUGUCGAAGACUGAUAAGAGGCUUUUGUACUGCAUAAAAGCUGAUCCAUAUUGUUUAAACUUCUUAUGCAAUUUUGGGAAAAUGGAAAGUGGAAAAGAAGUGAGUGUUCACAUUCAGUUAGAGGGCCGGCCAUCCGUUUUAGAAAUGGAUGAGACUUCAGCACUCAAGUUUGAAAUAAGAGCAACAGCUUUUCCAGAACCAAAUCCAAAAGUUAUUGAACUAAACAAGGAUGAGAACAUUGCACAUGUUCUGCUUGAAGGACUACAUCAUCAAAGACCCAAACGUCUUUUCACCGUAGUGAUUAUUUCAAGCAGCUUGCUCCUUGGACUGGUUUUACUUUUAUUGAUUUCAUAUGUUAUGUGGAAGGUUGGCUUCUUUAAAAGACAGUACAAAUCCAUCCGACAAGAAGAAAACAGAAGAGAGAGUUGGAGUUACAUUAACAGUAAAAGCGAUGAUGAUGAUUAAAGACUUCUUUCAGAGAACUAAUAAGACUCAGGUAUAAAAAAUUUAAGAUACUGUUUACAAAAAACCACAAACUCUGAGCAGAGUUCAUUCAUGUACUUUUACUCAUAAUGCAAAUGAACAAUCCAAAUGUUGAUUGCUCUUUGAGCGAAAAUAAUUGCAAAGGUAAUAUUUAAUAUAUCGAGAUAUUCUUUCGGUUCUUAAAUGGAUAAACACUAAAGCAUUCAGUUUAUUCAAUGAGUAAUCCCUUGAAGCUACCUUGAAAUGAAAGUGCAUCUGAAUUAAGCAACUCAAUUGGAAGUCUUGGACUUGAAGUCCUUUAAAGGAAAUAUUAACCACAGGCGCUUGCUUCGGUAAAAUAAAUUUCACUGAAUAAUUCAUUCAGGUAAUAAUUCAUUUCCAAUAGCUCUUUGAGACUUGUUUGAAAUACAUUCUUUGAAAAAUUCUGCUAAAUACUUUUAAAGAACUGGUCCAUUAAAGUGACCAUUGUCACUUUAAGAUCUUUACUAGUAUACAUUUUCAAUGGGCUUUGGUCAACAAUCAUUUAUUCAGCAGUCUAUGAAUAUUAUAGGCCUGAAGAGCAACCUUCAGCCUGAACUUAUACACUGGUUUGAGCUUAAUGGGAUGACUUCUGGAUAACUGUUUAUACAGCUAUGGAUUUUUUUUCUUCAUUCUGUAUAUAUACAUACCUAACUUUUUAAAAGAAUACAUUUAUAUAGGUAUAAAUCCAUGAAUCCUCCUAUAACACAAUUUUAUCUAGGGUACCCAGGAGUAAAUUUUAAAAAUCUAUCAUUAGUCAAAAAUUUUUUUUAUAAAAACAGUACUUAAUUCUAAUUUAUAUUCUGGGACAGAUUAUGAAUGUUGCACUUUAGCUGAUAGUUGAAGUAUAAAUACACUGAUAGAUGUAAAAUAUCAAAACUAUACCUAAUUUUUAAAAACCAAAGCUCUACCAAGACAGGAGGCAAUAAUUCAUACAAAUUUAGAUCUCUGUAAAACAUUGUCAAAUUAAGCAAUAUACAAAUAUUUGUUUGGAUGUGUUACUCUUCUAUUCAAAUAUAAAAGCAUCCUCUUCUGCAUAAAAAUGAAGAAAUAAAAUUCAAAUAUUUAACUGUAAAUGCAAAAUACAGAUUUAGUUUACAUCCAAUGAACAUAAAUGUGACAUCAAAAUUUCCAUGAUAUGUUUUAGUGAUAGUUUUUUGUUAAUGGUAACUUAGAUUCCUUUUUAUAAUGUAGUUUCUGGAUUUUAAAUAAUUAUCUUUAAAUGCCUUUACAUUUACAAAUGCAACUUUUUUUGUAAUAUUUAUUCAUCCACAUGAACUAGAUGCUGAUUGUAGAAUAUAUUUUCAUCUAAACUGUGCUAAAUCUGUUAUAGGAAGUGAUCAAAAGAUGAAUUAGAGGGCAGUCUUUACUGUUAUGGAAAUAUUUCUUUAUAUGAAGUCCCUACCAACAGCUGUCUUCCUCAGACUGCCUAAUCCCUAUAAAUUAUCCAUUCACAAGCCUGUAGUCUGUGAUUUGUGGCUGAAGACUACGUGGAGAUUUUUGUAAAGGCAUUUGAGCAUUGAAACCCAACCACCAGGAACAUGAAACCUCCUGAACUCUGUAUGUGCCAAUAAAAAUCAUAAUUUAAAGUACACAUUUUUUUUUUUUUUUAAAUAAAAAGCUAAGUAGUUCAGGAGAAUGUCUAGAAUCACUGGUGCAAAAAUCAAGCCCAAAUUUAGAACUGUUUUCUCAGGAUGAUCCCUGAGGAAAUUUAGAUUCUUUCCUAUUCAGGAAUGACAGCAUUUCAGGUAUUACUGAAUACACUGAAACAAUGUGCUAUGAUUGCAGGAUGACGUGGCUUCCAGGAGCAAGAGAAAUAGCACAGCUCAAAAUUUUUUAUAAACUUCUUCAAUAUUACCUGUAUUAUAAAUUUUAAAACCC